Messenger RNA from Polistes canadensis, 1646 nucleotides. RefSeq names its product tubulin alpha chain-like. Gene Ontology annotation, molecular function: GTP binding; structural constituent of cytoskeleton. Gene Ontology annotation, biological process: microtubule cytoskeleton organization; mitotic cell cycle. The coding region runs from base 58 to 1386 and encodes 442 amino acids. Lineage: Eukaryota; Metazoa; Arthropoda; Insecta; Hymenoptera; Vespidae. The transcript is spliced from 4 exons. Gene Ontology annotation, cellular component: cytoplasm; microtubule. The record is from RefSeq and is a predicted model, not a curated record.
AUCCGUAAUUGAAACACGAAUUAAAUGUUAUAUUUUUUUUAGCGUGAAUGUAUAUCAAUGCACGUUGGUCAAGCAGGAGUGCAGAUGGGAAAUGCUUGUUGGGAAUUGUAUUGUCUAGAACAUGGCAUUCAACCAGAUGGUACAAUGCCUUCUGAUAAAGCUACCGGAACAAAUGAUUGUUUUAAUACAUUUUUCAAUGAGACAAGUUCUGGUAAAAUGGUACCAAGAGCUGUAAUGGUUGAUCUUGAACCAACUGUCGUUGACGAAGUUCGCAUUGGUCCCUACAAACAGUUGUAUCAUCCAGAGCAACUUAUCACUGGGAAGGAAGAUGCUGCUAAUAAUUAUGCUCGAGGUCAUUAUUCCAUUGGCAGAGAAGUCAUUGAAUCCGUAAUGGACCGAAUUAGGAGGCUGACUGAUCAGUGCACAGGAUUGCAGGGAUUUUUUGUCUUUCAUUCAUUUGGUGGAGGUACAGGGUCAGGAUUUACUUCUUUGCUCAUGCAAAAGCUCUCUGACGAUUAUGGAAAAAAAAGUAAAUUAGAAUUUGCUGUGUAUCCAGCGCCUCAAGUCUCUACUGCUGUAGUUGAACCUUAUAAUGCAAUUUUAACAACACAUACAACUAUCAGCCAUUCGGAUUGCGCAUUCAUGGUUGACAAUGAAGCUAUUUAUGAUAUUUGUCGACGAAAAUUAGGAAUAGAGAGACCAUCUUAUGCUAAUUUAAAUAGACUCAUAAGCCAAGUAGUAUCUUCCAUAACAGCAUCCUUAAGAUUCGAUGGUGCCUUGAAUGUAGAUCUGACUGAAUUUCAAACUAACUUAGUACCUUAUCCAAGAAUACAUUUUCCUCUUGCAACUUAUGCACCAGUUGUUUCCGCUGAUAAAGCUUUUCAUGAAGGAAUGACUGUCGCUGAAAUUACAUCGGAGUGUUUUGAAGCAACUAAUCAAAUGGUUAAAUGUGAUCCACGAGAAGGAAAAUAUAUGGCGUGUUGUCUUUUAUAUCGUGGCGAUGUUGUACCAAAAGAUGUCAAUGCUGCGAUUGCUGCUAUGAAAGGAAAAAGUUGUAUUCGUUUUGUUGACUGGUGUCCAACUGGUUUUAAAGUUGGUAUUAAUUAUCAGCCACCAACCGUAGUACCUGGUGGAGAUUUAGCUAAGGUACAACGUGCAGUAUCAAUGUUAUCUAAUACUACGGCCAUUGAAGAAGCCUGGGCUAAAUUGAAUCACAAAUUCGACCUAAUGUACAAUAAAAGGGCUUUCGUUCAUUGGUACGUGGGAGAAGGUAUGGAAGAAGGAGAAUUUACAGAAGCUCGUGAAGAUCUUGCGGCACUCGAACGAGAUUACGAAGAAGUGGCUCUUGAAUCACCUUCAACUCCUGAUGCAUCAUUGGGAUAUUGAUUUGAAUCUUAAAAUCAGUAUCAUCUAUAUUACAUAUCUAAUCAUUGUUGUCUCUGAACACUAAAUUUAAUUAUGACAUCGAAAAUAUGUGAACCCUACGAAUUAGCAAUUUACUUAACACUUAACCGACUGAUAGCCUAUUAAUCGGCUUUUUGUCACCAAUGCUUACCCAUAACCUAAUACCUGCGGCCGAGUGAACGGUUAGAAGUGCAUAAGACACGUUAAAAUGAAAGUGAAACUAACUUAUUUAUUUCUAGUCA